AUGUACAGAAGAAGAGAAGACGUCUCCUGGUGUCUGCUGCUUCUUCUUGGGUUGGUCCUGGAGAUUAUGCCAAUGGCUCAGUCCUCGCCUAUCCCUGAGGACCAGAAGGAUCAGAAUCCAUAUGAUGAGAAUGAGGAGAAGAUCCCAAGUGAGGAGCCCAGAGAGGAAACCGCAGAACCGGACACCGAAAAGGAGGAAGAACAGCACCAGACGGCACAGCAGAGCUCACAGAGCAGAACCGACACAGCAGAGCUCACAGAGCAGAACCGACAAAUCAGAACCGACACAGCAGAGCUCACAGAGCAGAACCGACAAAUCAGAACCGACACAGCAGAGCUCACAGAGCAGAACCGACACAGCAGAACUGACACAGCAGAGCUCACAGAGCAGAACCGACACAGCAGAACUGACACAGCAGAGCUCACAGAGCAGAACCGACACAGCAGAACCGACACAGCAGAGCUCACAGAGCAGAACCGACACAGCAGAACCGACACAGCAGAGCUCACAGAGCAGAACCGACACAGCAGAGCUCACAGAGCAGAACUGACACAGCAGAACCGACACAGCAGAACCGACACAGCAGAACCGACACAGCAGAACCGGAUUAGCACAGUACAGAUGGGUCUCUUCAUCAUCUACAUUCUGUGUCUUCAGUUGGGCGUCGGAUUGUCCAUCCCUGUCCCGGCGACCGAGGAAUCACCUGAUGAGGGUUAUAAUCCGAACAGCAGCGAUAACAACAACCUGGUCACCGAUGGGAAUACGGACUCCGUCCUGGCAAAGAAGAACCUAGAAACUUCCUUGAAACCGAUCAGACAUAAUGUCUCCAGCUGUUUCGCCUGCAUCUUUGACAUUCUGGGUUAAUGAUUCGCAAUGAAAAUUUCUAGAACCCCAAAUGGUUAAAAUAACAACACUACAAGGAGCCCAUGGGGGGGGGGGGAGACCCGUUAUCCUGCACGGCUGCCGUCACCUGACCCGGUCACAUGAUCUAUGUACAAUAAUAAACAAAAAUCUGACGCAACUUAUGUUUAAUGUCACAUUGUAUCAUCUGUCCAAUCAUUAUCCACCAUACUCACCAGAUGUAUCUAAUCAUGCGUGAUACUGUCUGGGCAGC
Hyla sarda is the source of this 1114-nucleotide messenger RNA. RefSeq names its product M protein, serotype 6-like. The transcript is spliced from 4 exons. The record is from RefSeq and is a predicted model, not a curated record. NCBI's taxonomy places the organism in Eukaryota, Metazoa, Chordata, Amphibia, Anura, Hylidae. The coding region runs from base 1 to 864 and encodes 287 amino acids.